AUGCCGCGCAGGACAGAAGAGGAGGUCAGUGCUGCUGGUGCUGAAGCCUACAGAGGUGCACUUGUCGGCGCUGCUAAGUGGGGUCUCAUUGCUGGUGGUCUCGGUGCUGUAGGCUAUUUUGUUUCUCCUAUCUAUCGAGGCUUGACUCUACAAUUCAAAGUGUACAUCCAGCUAUCCGGCAUGACGUUCGGGGGUUGGAUUGAGGCAGAUCGACGGCUGCGUGCGUACGAGUUCCGAACUAGACGUGAAAAGAAGAGGCAGAACGAUGAAGCAGUAUGGAAACGAUGGGAGGGCAUGAUUGAACAGCAGGAGCGGAGAGAGCAAGAACAGAAACAAGAGAAAAGCUGA
This is a messenger RNA of Letharia columbiana, 348 nucleotides long. RefSeq lists its product as uncharacterized. NCBI's taxonomy places the organism in Eukaryota, Fungi, Ascomycota, Lecanoromycetes, Lecanorales, Parmeliaceae. Bases 1 to 348 code for a protein of 115 amino acids. The transcript is spliced from 3 exons. The record is from RefSeq and is a predicted model, not a curated record.